CUGUUUUGUAUUUAAGCGAUGGCGAGCUUUAUGUGCUAGUUUAGUCGUCACUCAGCUGCUCGCACCGUGCCCUGUAUCUGAGAUAGUACAAUUUAACUACGGCAUCUGAUAGCAUAAAUAACUGACUUAAAGACGAUUAAAAAAAAGAAACGAAAACAACGAAAAAUGCCGGAAGGUUAUACGGGAGCCACGGCCUGGCUGCAAAUCCAAAGCCUGCUAAACAGCGUAAAUCACAUGCUGAUCUUCCUAGUGGCCGCCUUCUUUUUCGUCCUGGCCCGCAGUCUGGAGUUCAAGGACACGGCCAUGCACAUGUUCAUGACAGGCAUUGGUUUCCACGUCCUAAUUGCGCAGGCCAUGAUGUCACACUCCAAAGUCAAUCCGCUCACCCGCUGGCUGUCGCAUCGCAACAAGUCGCGUUUCCACGCAAUCCUCCAAAUUGUGGGUGGCUCCAUGGUCCUGUUGGGCGCCCUGGGCAAGUUCUCCAGCAAGGAAGUGCACUUUAACACCUGGCACGGCCGAGUGGGUGGAGCAGCUGCCUUUGGCUGUGCGGCCAGCAUAGUGGGCGGCUUUGUCAACUAUUUCCAGCCCAAGUUCGCCCUGAAGAUGUUUCCCCCUUCGGAGCUGCGUUUCCGCCACAACCUAUUUGGUUUAAUCACCUUUAGCCUGGGCAUGGGUGCCAUCUAUCUGGGCUACUCCUCGAAAUUCUUCACCAAGUUUGUGGACAAUGACUUCAUUCCCGGCAUGAUGCUGAUCACUGCGUUGGUCUAUGUGCUAACCAUGAUUUCCCCAGUGUCGUCGCUCCUGACUAAGCUUAAAUACAGGUCCAAGAAAAAGGCAGAGCAGGCCCAAUAAGCGAUUCUGGUUGAGGCCACGGAGGCUAACCGGAAAGUGUCAGGUCCUAGUACAAAAAUAAAAAGCUUGGCGCCUAGCCAAAUUGAAACUUCUGGCCGCCGCUCUAAUUGCAUAUGCAGACGCAGAAAGAGUCGACAACCGGCAAUCUGUCAAUAUUAUAAUGAAAUAUUAUGGUCAUUGCGGUUGCAGUGGUUUUAGCCCGUGGUAAAUUGGCCGAGACUGUAGAAAAUUGAUUUAGCUGCUAAUAGAAUUUAAAAUCUGAAUAUUGUCAACAGAUUAGCUGCGGGUAAAAGAGCAGCGACAUUCCAUUUUAAAUUCCAACGUCCUGGCGCACUAGGCGUAUGCGUGUUUUAUCGAUUUCUCAAGUGCAGUGGAGCUCAAAAGGAGUAUGGGAGGUAGAAAAACUGGUGCCUUUGGCCAACUCCAGACGCAACUAAAAAUAUAAUUACAAACGUAAGGAAAACAUAAAAUAAAGAAAACAAAUAAGCAAACUAUGGCAAGCAAAUAAAGUCUAUUUGCUGUUUUGCGUUUGAAAAU
Drosophila gunungcola (fruit fly) is the source of this 1389-nucleotide messenger RNA. RefSeq lists its product as uncharacterized. The transcript has 3 exons. Bases 166 to 852 code for a protein of 228 amino acids. The record is from RefSeq and is a predicted model, not a curated record. Lineage: Eukaryota; Metazoa; Arthropoda; Insecta; Diptera; Drosophilidae. Gene Ontology annotation, molecular function: transmembrane monodehydroascorbate reductase activity.